CCUUGAGGAGAGCUACUCCCAGGCACUUUGUGCCCACGGCUAGGAUCUGACAGGGUCCCUCUUUCCUGGCUUCUCUGGGGAGGCUGAUCCACUGACCAGCCACAGAGAGAGCCCUUCCGAAGGAGCAAAGCGAGGCUGAGAGACAGGAACUUGGCAAAAGAGCAGCACCAUGGUGAGGAACGUUGAUGACUUUGACUUCUGCCUCCCGUCCCACCCCCAGACCAUGCUGGAAGGCCUGCGGGCUCUGCGCACCAAUCCCAAGCUCUCUGAUGUAACCCUGGUGGUGGGCGGGCUAGAGUUCCCCUGCCACCGCAGCAUCCUGGCACUCUGCAGCCACUACUUCAAUGCCAUGUUUGCUGGCAACUUCAUUGAGAGCAUCUCGGCCCGGGUGGAGCUCAAGGAGGUGGAUCCCGUCUUUCUGGAGACGCUGAUUGACUUUGCUUACACAGGGAAGAUCACCAUCAACCAAGGGAAUGUGGAAGGGCUGUUCCGGACCUCCAACCAGCUCCACUUCCCUACUAUCCGGAAAGUCUGCAGCCGGUACCUGAGGCAGCAGAUGGAUGCCACGAACUGCCUGGGUAUUUGUGAGUUUGGGGAAAACCAUGGCUGCCCAGAGGUGUCUUCUAAGGCUUGGGCUUUCCUGCAGGAGAACUUUGAAGCUGUGUCACAUCAGGAAGAGUUUCUCCAGCUCUCCAAGGAGAGGCUGUCUGUCUACCUGUCCAAAGACCAGCUACAGGUACAGGAAGAGCAAAGCCUUGCCGAGGCCAUGCUGAGGUGGGUGAGGUACGAUAAAGCAUCGAGAGUUCAGCACCUGCCAGAGCUCCUGGAACUGGUGCACCUGGUCUCACUGCCAGACCAGUACCUGCAGAACCUGCUCUGCUCAGAGCCCCUGAUCCAGGACUCGGAAGCCAGCAAGGCUGUCAUCACCAGAUACCAGAGCACGGUGGAGAAUAGAUCCUUCGUCCAGAAGAGCCUGCUUGCUCUUCCACAGAAGCUGGAGGAGGUGUUGGUCGUGGUUGGAGGACGAGUGCUAGAGGAGGAAGAGGAGGAUGGGGUGCAGCCACCACGAGUCUCCAGAAACUUUGCUUUUUAUGACAUCAAGCCCAAGAGAUGGAUGGCUCUUCCGGAUUUUCCCGAUUACAAUAAAUGGGGCUUUUCAGUGGUGGCGCUAAAUAACGAUGUUUAUGUCACAGGUGGCUCCCGAGGCACACGGCAUGAUACAUGGUCCACAACUCAGUCCUGGUGCUUCCGCCUCAAGGAAGGUGCAUGGAAACCCAUUGCUCCAAUGCUGAAAUCCCGAACAAAUCAUUCCAGCGCUGUCCUCAAUGGAGAGAUCUAUGUCAUUGGAGGUACCACCAUGGAUGUUGUGGAGGUGGAGUGCUAUGACCCCUAUAACAACAGCUGGAGCUCCAUCAGCCCUGCCCUGAAGUAUGUCAGCAACUUUACUGCAGCUGGGUGCCUGGGGAAACUCUACCUCAUUGGCUCAUGUGCAGUCAAGUACAAUGCAUUGACCCUGCAGUGUUACAACCCUGUCAUAGAUGUGUGGAAUGUAAUUACAUCUCCCUUUAUACCGAAGUACCUCUCGGCCCCACGCUGUGCCUCCCUACAUGGAGUGAUCUACCUUAUUGGUGACAACACCAAGAAGGUUUAUGUGUACGAUCCGGAUGCAAACAUAUGGCAGAAAGUACAGCUGCUUCACACGCUGCAUGAGAAUGGAGGCAUGGUGCCGCUGGGAGGCAAACUCUUUGUGACAGGAGGGCGCUGGAAGGGCAUGGACGGUGACUAUCUGGUAGAGAUGGAAAUUUAUGAUUGUGCCAAGGAUAGUUGGAAAAGGGAGGGACCCAUGCCCUGCCUCUGGCUGUACCACAGCUCUUCCUCCAUCUUUAUGGACACCUCCAAGUGGACAGAACCCUUUCUAGGAGACCACGUGCAGUAGGAGAGCCUGGGAGCGCUGGCCAGGGUGGGGAUGGGCCUGUUCACAAUGUGGAAGAGUGUUUUGUUUUAAGCAUCACUGUUUGCACGUUGUUUUGCCUGCACAUCUCACUCUCCUCAGCCCUUCUGCUGUGCAGAGGCCACUCAGCACAUCUCGGGGGAAGCCCUAGCUCAUGAAAUGGACUUCCAGCACAGCUCUUUUCAGUGCCGAUGUGACAGGGGUGGGGCUGGUUUCUUUAUUUGUCUUUUACUCAUUGAUUGAAGUCUCCUUGCUCGGUCUGCUGGUGGAUCCUGCAAAGAGAACAAUGCAAACUGGCCUGACCUGGACUGGAUUUGUGUUCCCAGCUCUGAAACUGGGUCUCCAUAGCACAGAGUGAGGACACAGGGUGCUGUCCUGUGGGUGGCUGCCCCACACUAGGCUUUUAAUAGCCCAAAUAGUUGAAACUGUUCAGUUCUUGUUUUAUUGAUAUAGGUUGUAUAUACAUUUUAUUUAUACUUAUUCUAUGUAUAAAUAGAAUAAACUGCUCUGCUGUGUCUGUACAACAGUGAGCUAGAUAUUGCUUUAUGAAAAAUAAGCUGUAUUUCUCUUGCUGGCAGUUACUGUGGGGAUCAGAUUUGCUGCUGAUCAGGGAGGAAAUGUCUGGGUAUUUUGGUGUUUCUAUUUCGUUGUAUGUUCUCACAAACUACAGGCACCCAAAUAAGAUACACACCUUGUUUUGGGAAAGUGGAAUGAAGGGGAGAUUUUUUUUCAGGGUCAUGGCCCAAAUCUACCACAUGGAGCGGCUCACUUACCCUCAGCCAGCUCACUGGCUGCUUCAGGCAAAAGCUCAAGCUUUAACUCCAUCACAGCCACUGCUGAACUAGCAGCAGCUUUUGCCUCCUCAGCCAAAACCUACUGCCAAUUGUAGAAGUGGCCAGGAGAGAGUUAAAACUAAGUCUGAUGCUGCAGAGUGCGCUCUACCCCUCCUUCUCUGGGGCCAGGGAGAAAAGCAGAGCCAGAAACCAUUACAGGUCCCUAUGCAGCCAUUACAGAACCUACAUGCAUCAAUUUGAGGACAGAAAGCAGUUUCCUUUCUUAAAACCUGUGCCCAACUUUUGGAUGACCGACUUUUGGGGAAAAGGUACUUGUGAUAUGUGAAUAAAUAUGGUAUAUUUUGCUGGUAUGCAAGUACUGCGUUUCUUUCAAAAAUGUUGGGGCUGGCAGUAGAGCAGCCUGAAUCCUACAACGUAGGCUUCCCAGUCUAUAGUCAAGAGCUUUUCAUCUCUCUGUGCAUAAAAAACAGAGGCUGAUCAGAAGAAGUACCUGCGAACCAGAUUUCUGCCUUCUGAGGUGCUUUCUAAACAUUGUCCAGAGGUGGCAAAAUUCAGUCCUCAGUUACAGCAUGUUAAACAGAGUGAAUCCACAUUCAGCAGAGACCGUUUGUACUUACACCCGCAUCACAGAGCAGAAACUGGUUCACUACAUCAGGCCCUUCUGGAGUGAGAAGGGAGCAGCAUCUCGGUGUGAUCUGUUUGCACAGAGCUGCAUUAUGAUUUGGCCAGGUCAUUUCCAUUGAUGCUGUGGAGUCAUUCAUCUGUAGUCUCCCAUGUCACACAGUGCAUCUGCCCCCCCUGCAAGUCCGCUAAGAUGGGGCUCUCCUUCCUUCCCCACUGCCAGACAAACCUUCAGCAGAAUAUUAAGAGACGGUCUUCUUGAGGUGCUUUGCUAGAAAGUCAGGCACUAAGAUAGUGUCUUCCUCUUCCCCCUUCAGCACAAGAAGGAACCUGUUACUAUUCACUCCUUCCCAUAACAAGUCAAUAUUCUUUCCCUGGAUCUGAGUAAAUUGGAGGGGCUGCCCAAGAGCUGGCUAGGGGGGUUUCCAUACAUGUUUCUUUCAUAUAUACAACGUCUAUUUUUUUCCCCCUAAAAAUAUUUCACAAAAAAUUGUGGCAUUAGCUAACAUGGCCACAAUAUUUUUACCAACAGGUUUAAUGAAAUCACAAUUCAAUUAUUUGUUAAAUACCUUUUAAAACUAAGCACUUCUGCUGUUUGUUUGUAUUAAAAUCUCAUGGGAAAAAAUGGAUGGGAAAUGCCUUUGGAACACUGUGGUAGUGCUGGACUGAUGCUGUGGCCAUGAUGGUCUAGCAAAUAUGGGAGAGGCAGCGAUUUUUGUGGGUGAUUAUCUUUUAUUGCACCAUCUGCAAGGAUGGGAGACAUUUAGAUGAGGUCUGAGUGCAGACCAUUCUUGCAUUCAAAAACUUACCUAAGUCUAUCCCAACCAUGCAGUUGGCCCAAUAAAAGCUGUCACUCACAAACAUCCUUGCCUUUGAAAUGCUGAUUUUUUGCAAGAUCCUUUUCCUGUUUUUCCAGCCAGCAUAAAUCAACUAUGAGCAGGAUGACUGGGAGCAAGACCUAAGCCCUUCCUUAGGAUGUAACUCUUAUGGGGGUGUGAUCACUCCACAUGCUGCCUUUAUGACUGAGGGAUCUGUUCUGAGAGACACAAAAUAUUUAUAACGGCAAUAACUAGAGAAUGACACUUCUUUCAAUGUAGCUGUGUUGCAUUGACUGCUAUCUAUGGUGAUUGCAAAUAGCUUGAUUUUGUUCAGAAUCUG
Alligator sinensis (Chinese alligator) is the source of this 4524-nucleotide messenger RNA. RefSeq names its product kelch like family member 30 (gene KLHL30). Lineage: Eukaryota; Metazoa; Chordata; Crocodylia; Alligatoridae. Bases 170 to 1936 code for a protein of 588 amino acids. Gene Ontology annotation, molecular function: protein binding. The transcript has 8 exons. The record is from RefSeq and is a predicted model, not a curated record.